AUGGCUCCUGGACUACGUGCGUUGUUCCACCAAGAGCGGUUCUAUCUGGACACACUUACCAACGCAAAGCAGUUUGUGGAGGGUUACAAAGAGGCUCAGCACAGUGGACAAUUAGCGGGGUGGAAGCAACGAAUCGAUGGUCUUGAUGACAAAUUUCAUGCUAAUCGUCUUGCCAUCGAACUGUCGCUGGACGAUGAUGAGGAUAAGUCCAAAUCAGACAAGGUGACGGCGAAGCCCGAGGAUGCCGCUGCGCAAGCUAAAGAGGACGCUGACAAGGAUGCCGCUGAAGAAAGCAAUCGACUUAUACGCAAGAAAUUCGAACUGGACUACGUUCUUGUGUACAGCUUCCUGGUCAACGAAAUCCAGAAACAAACCGUGGCUCCCCAAGCUGAAGUCAACCCUGUCUCACCUGGACGCUCGCGUGUCAAGCUUCCUGACAUCACCCUUCCCAUGUUUAAUGGUUCGAUCUUGGAAUGGAUCACAUUUCGUGAUUCAUUCAAAUCUUUAAUUCACUCCAACGCCGACCUGUCGCCUUUCGAUAAAUUCAUGUACCUAGUGGGAUCGAUGACGCCGAAGGCGAGGGAGAGGAUUGACAACAUCGAUGUUAGUGCUGCUAACUAUCCACUCGCCUGGCAGGCAUUGGAAGAUUUGUUUGAAAACAAGAAGCUUAUCUUCAAGGCGUACAUGGAUGUUCUCUUUGCGAUCGAGCCGAUGCGUAAGGAAUGUUACGAGUCCCUGGCGCAGCUAGUCGACGGCUUCGAGCGGAACCUGAACAUGAUCAAGAAGUUGGACAUCUCAACGGACGGCUGGGGCGCUGUUCUGGGUCACAUGGUGUGCAGCCGGCUUGAUCCUUCUACAUUGAAACAGUGGGAAUCACACUAUCGUUCCACUGACGUUCCGGACUACAAGGAGUUGAUGGCGUUCUUAAAGGGUCACCUCUCCGUUCUCCAGUCGCUGCCUACAAAGUCGUCGUCGGAGUAUCACAAGCAAGAACAGCGGCCGCUGAAAUCGAAGACCGUCCACGCAGUCACUAGUCCAGCGACCGGCUUGUGCCCGUUCUGCUCCAAGUCCACGCACUCUGCGUUUAAAUGCGAAGUCUUCCAAGGGUUGCCAGUCCCGCAACGAUUUGACCUUGUGAAGAAGAAGAAUCUGUGCAUAAAUUGCUUGUCGUCGGAGCACAUGGUUCGCAAUUGCUCGUCAGGCACCUGCAGGGUCAACAAGUGCCAUCAAAAACACCACACCAUGCUCCACCUAUCAGCGGACGAUCGCCCAACGAAUCCCAACAAACCAGUUGUCUCUCGCUCACAUCCGCCCUUGUCGGAAAGCCCGCCGAACCCGUCCUCCUCGCAGUCGUCGCCCCCUCUCCCCUCGGUAUCCCAACCGCCCUCUGCCACAAGCCUCGUGUCCACCAACUCGCCCGGAGCCCCUCGAGUUCCUGCCACCGUGCUGCUCCAGACGGCUAUCGUUAAGGUACUCGACUUCCACGGACAUCACCAGUGGGCACGAGUCCUACUCGAUCCAGCGUCGCAGCUGAACCUGAUCACCGAGAACAUCGUGCAGAAGCUGAAACUACGCCGUUACAAGUGUCACCAAGCAAUCGGAGGAGUCGGAAACUCGAUGGUGACAUCGUCGCACGCUGUCCACGUUCAGAUUGGGUCACACUGCUCGGACUUCAAGUCCGUUCAAUCGUUCCACAUUCUGAAAAGGAUCACCCAAGAUCUACCUACCAGAACUUUCGACCCAACAUCGUGGAAACUUCCGACAAACAUCACCCUAGCAGAUCCCAAAUUCUUCGAACCAAGCUCAAUCGAUCUACUCCUCGGCAUGGAACUCUACUACGACCUGCUACUAGACGGGUUCACCAAGCUGGGACCUGAGAAACCGAUUCUUCAGAACACAGUCUUCGGCUGGGUUGCCUCUGGGAAAAUUGGAUCUGGCCAGGCGGAAGGAGCGCUGAAGAUGGCUCAUGUGUGCAGUGACCAGUCUCUGGAUCAACUUCUUAACCGCUUUUGGGAAGUAGAAUCCUGUUGGUCAGCAAGCACUCAGUCGAUGGAAGAAGUCGCGUGCGAGGAACACUUCGUUGGAAAUACCUAUCGAGACGAGUCAGGUCGGUUUGUAGUCACCCUUCCGAAACAACCAUCCGUCCUGAACCAACUAGGAGACUCGAAGAAAAUUGCCACAAGACGAUUUCUUGCCUUGGAACGUCGUCUCAAUGCAAACCCUCAAUUGAAACAAGUCUAUACCAAUUUCAUUGAGGAGUAUCAUCAGCUGGGGCACAUGCGCGAAGUUGAAGAUGUCAGCUCCCAUCCAGCUGGUCCGUCGUACUACUUACCACACCACGGAGUUGAAAAGGCGGACAGCACCACUACAAAACUACGAGUUGUAUUCGACGCCUCCUGUCGGACGGACAGUGGAGUCGCGUUGAACCAGGCACUGAUGGUCGGAUCAGUGGUCCAAGACGACCUUUCGCCAUACAUCUUCGUUUUCGUAUGA
Culex quinquefasciatus (southern house mosquito) is the source of this 2493-nucleotide messenger RNA. RefSeq lists its product as uncharacterized. The coding region runs from base 1 to 2493 and encodes 830 amino acids. The transcript has a single exon. The record is from RefSeq and is a predicted model, not a curated record. Lineage: Eukaryota; Metazoa; Arthropoda; Insecta; Diptera; Culicidae.